CCAACAACUAACCGACACAAAAACUCACGGUAAAUACAAACAAAGGGUUUAGGGUUUAGCCCUCAAAGCCCCCAUUUCCGUCGCCAUGGCCGGCUUCCGGAGAUCCUCCACACCGCGCCUUCUCUAUUCCUUCUAUGCCUCUUCCCUCUCUCGUUCGACGUUCUCUUCAUCUCCCUCACCCGCCACCGCUCUCCUUCUUGGAAAUUUCCACCUCCGCUACUCUUCGAGUGCGGCCCGUGUGAAGGAGGACAAGGAGCCAUGGUGGAAGGAAUCCAUGGAGAAGCUCCGCAACAUCGGGAUCUCCGCGCAUAUUGAUUCGGGAAAGACGACGCUGACUGAGAGAGUUCUGUAUUACACGGGUAGAAUCCAUGAAAUCCACGAGGUUAGAGGAAAAGAUGGGGUUGGUGCCAAGAUGGAUUCUAUGGAUUUAGAGAGAGAGAAGGGAAUCACAAUUCAGUCCGCUGCCACUUACUGUACUUGGAAUGGUUACCAGGUUAACAUUAUUGACACCCCUGGUCACGUUGAUUUCACUAUCGAAGUAGAAAGAGCUUUGCGUGUUCUUGAUGGUGCCAUUCUCGUCCUCUGUAGUGUUGGUGGUGUGCAGAGUCAGUCUAUUACUGUUGAUCGGCAGAUGAGAAGAUACGAAGUUCCUAGGCUUGCAUUUAUUAAUAAACUAGACAGGAUGGGUGCUGAUCCGUGGAAGGUUUUGAACCAGGCAAGGUCUAAACUCCGGCAUCAUAGUGCCGCUGUGCAAGUUCCAAUUGGCUUAGAAGAGGAGUUUAAGGGACUUAUUGACCUCGUACAACUUAAAGCUCUCUAUUUUCACGGAUCCAAUGGUGAGAAAGUUACCACUGAAGAGGUUCCUGCAGACAUGGAAGCUCUAGUCACAGAAAAGAGGCGUGAACUAAUAGAGAUGGUUUCGGAAGUUGAUGAUAAACUUGCUGAAGCAUUUCUUAGUGAUGAACCUAUAUCACCUGCAGAUCUUGAGGCUGCAGUUCGGAGGGCUACUGUUGCACGGAAGUUUAUACCUGUAUUCAUGGGUAGUGCAUUUAAAAACAAGGGAGUUCAACCACUUCUAAAUGGAGUACUUAGUUACUUGCCUUGUCCAAUUGAAGUUAGUAAUUAUGCUUUGGACCAAACAAAGAAUGAAGAAAAGAUUAUGUUGAAUGGUACUCCAGAUGGACGGCUUGUGGCAUUAGCAUUUAAGUUGGAAGAAGGUCGUUUUGGUCAGUUGACAUAUUUGAGAAUCUAUGAAGGUGUCAUCAAGAGGGGAGAGUUUAUUGUCAAUGUAAACACAGGCAAGAAGAUUAAGGUUCCUCGCUUGGUCAGGAUGCAUUCUGAUGAAAUGGAGGAUAUUCAAGAGGCACAUGCUGGGCAAAUAGUUGCAGUUUUUGGUGUCGACUGUGCAUCAGGAGAUACAUUUACGGAUGGGUCAGUUAAGUACACUAUGACCUCUAUGAACGUUCCUGAGCCAGUGAUGUCAUUGGCGGUACAACCAGUUUCCAAAGAUUCUGGAGGCCAGUUCUCAAAGGCUUUGAAUCGGUUUCAAAAAGAGGACCCAACUUUCCGUGUUGGGUUAGACCCAGAGAGUGGGCAGACAAUAAUUUCAGGGAUGGGAGAGUUGCAUUUGGAUAUUUAUGUCGAACGCAUUAAGAGAGAGUACAAGGUUGAUGCAACUGUUGGAAAGCCUCGUGUGAACUUCAGAGAGACUGUCACUCAACGUGCUGAAUUUGAUUAUUUACAUAAAAAACAGACAGGAGGCCAAGGGCAGUAUGGGCGAGUAUGUGGAUAUAUUGAACCACUUCCUCAAGGAUCACCAACUAAAUUUGAGUUUGAGAACAUAAUUGUCGGACAAGCUAUACCAUCAAAUUUUAUCCCUGCAAUCGAGAAGGGUUUUCGGGAAGCUGCCAACUCUGGCUCAUUAAUUGGGCAUCCUGUCGAGAACCUUCGUGUUGUCUUGACUGAUGGUGCUGCUCAUGCUGUUGAUUCCAGCGAACUUGCAUUUAAAUUAGCUUCAAUAUAUGCAUUUAGACAGUGUUAUGCAGCUGCAAGACCGGUGAUAUUGGAGCCUGUUAUGCUGGUAGAAGUGAAAGUACCUACCGAAUUUCAGGGCACCGUUGGAGGUGAUAUCAACAAGCGAAAGGGUGUUAUUGUUGGAAAUGACCAGGAUGGAGAUGACUCGAUAAUUACUGCAAAUGUUCCAUUAAAUAAUAUGUUUGGGUACUCAACAUCUCUCCGUUCGAUGACUCAGGGUAAAGGAGAGUUCACAAUGGAGUACAAAGAGCAUUUACCAGUUUCUAACGAUGUUCAAAUGAAAUUAGUAAGCAACUACAAAGGCAGCAAGCCAGCUGAGUAGAGUAGUUGGAUGCAUUUUGGUAUGUUGUCUCUGGGCAUAGCCAAAAUAUAUAAGGUUUUCCUUUUCAUUUAUUAUUAUAGUUAUUAUUUGUCUGAUGAUAGACAAUAAAUUUUGAAACAACCUAAUAGAAUGACAUUUCAUUUUUUCAUUAGAAUACUUGGCAUUGUCUUGUGAAAUGGCAGGAUGACUUGUAAUAAUAGGUUACUGAAUCAAAAUAUAUAAGGGGUCUUCCUUUGAGCUUUUGUAUUUUAGUUUCCACGGUGACAAUUAUGAC
Molecule: messenger RNA, 2630 nt
Organism: Cucurbita pepo subsp. pepo (vegetable marrow)
Lineage: Eukaryota; Viridiplantae; Streptophyta; Magnoliopsida; Cucurbitales; Cucurbitaceae
Product: elongation factor G-2, mitochondrial
Biological process (GO): mitochondrial translational elongation
Cellular component (GO): mitochondrion
Molecular function (GO): GTP binding; GTPase activity; translation elongation factor activity
Source: RefSeq, a predicted model, not a curated record